UGGGAACACCUGAAUAAAGUGUUUUGCUUUCCUAUCUUUCUGUUGGAUGUAAAUUAUUUUGUAUCCCAACAGAUUUCGUCAAUUUUUUGUUUCACAAUUUAUUAUUACCAGUUCACUUGCGCAUAUGCUAUGGCAUGGGAAACGAUGACAUUUCUUAUUAUUAUUUAUUAUUGCUAUAGAUUUAUUAUUUCUGGUCGGUAAUUGUUGUUGAAUUGCAAUUUCUUUCCCCGUCAUUCGAUGUAAUUGAGCAAGAUGUUAUCUUCUCUCAUCACUCGAUCAAAUGGAAGUAAAGUAUUAUUGUCAAUUUCUGAGUUCCUAUCCGAAGGUUUCAUUGCUUCGCUAACAUCCACAGUAGAGAGUUGACCGUAGUAUGAGAUUCAUUCGGGGCAGAAUACAACAGUCGAACCGUUCGAAGAUGGUAUCAACGAAUCGAAAAAGUUUUGUAAAACACCCAAGUUACGUUCAGCAAUACCGCUUCUUCGCCCACACAUUACUGAUAUUCGGAAUGAUCAACGUCGAUCUUCCACAAGUUCAAUCUGCCCGACCAUUUAAUGGGUCGAUGGAAAUGGAUAACUCUCGAUAUUUGUCAACACCGCAGGAAUGCGCACGUCAAUGCACAGAAGGGGAAUCCCCAAAAACCUGCUACUAUUAUUUUACGGUAGAAAUAUACAACAUUCUUGGCACAGCCUGCGAACUCUGUACACCUGGCCCAAACAACUCACUGACGAAUGAGUGUCAAUGCGUGACUUCCGAUGGCGUGGCGACGACCGUUCUAACCGUGAACAGAAUGGUACCUGGACCCAGUAUCCAGGUGUGCUUGGGUGACAAGGUCAUCGUUGAUGUCCUGAACAAGAUGGAAGGCAUGGAACUCACGAUUCACUGGCACGGGGUUCAUAUGGAAAAAUCGCCGUACUACGACGGUGUACCUUUCGUAACUCAAUGCCCGAUUUUUCAAGGAAAUACCUUCAGGUAUCAAUGGAUUGCCGGAAACGCCGGUACACACUUUUGGCAUUCCCAUACCGGUCUUCAAGAUAUGGAUGGCGUUUACGGGAAUCUAAUUAUUCGGCAGCCACCCACCCAAGACCCUAACAGCCACCUUUACGACUACGAUUUAUCGGAGCACAUUGUGCUUAUUAAUGAUAUAUUUCACGAAAUGCCUACUAACCGAUUCCCAGGGCUGGUGAACAGAAGAGGACUCGACGCGCCAGUGUCAGCUUUAAUUAAUGGAAAAGGACAGUACACGAAUUCAACUACUGGUAACACAACCAAAACGCCGUUGGAAUUCUUUCACGUUUCGGCGGGGAAAAAAUACAGAUUCAGAUUGAUCACUGCUUUCACGAUGCCAUGUCCUGCUCAACUCACAGUCGAAGGACACAAGCUGACCGUGAUAGCCACGGAUGGCCAAUCGGUCGAACCUAGGGUCGUCGAUAGUAUUGUUUCUUUGGCAGGUGAGCGAUACGAUUUUAUCAUUUUCGCCAACCAAACACCUCGUGCCUACUGGAUUCAAUUGCGUGCCAUCGGCGGAUGCAACAGCUCUGAAAUCCAGCAAGUAGCAAUUCUCAGCUACCAUAUAAAUGGAAACUACAGCACACCUCGUUCCAAGCCGCCGACAUACAAUCCGGGACUUCCAACGGGACUGGCCCUAAAUCAACUGGGUUCCAACUGCAAUAAGACGCAAACAAACAUGCUGUGCGUUGGGGAUCUUCGGAAAGCAGGAUUCGUCGACGAAAGUAUCCUGAAGCCAAACCCCGAUGUCAAAGUCUGGUUGCCGGUUCGUUUUAUAGCAUACAUUACGGAGCAACUCUUUCAGCCCCACACCUAUAAGUCGUUUUUGCUUCCACCGCCCUACGUUGAAAGCACAUCGUUAGUCAACAACAGGUCAUUCUCUUAUCCGACGUCACCACUUUUGUCCCAAAGGAAGGAUAUACCAGCGUCACAAAUUUGUGACCAUGAAACAACUCCAGCUAAUUGUGGUUCGCCCUGCUUUUGCACAUACUUGAUUAAUUGUCCACUGGAUUCCGUGGUUGAAGUGAUCAUCUUUGAUGAAGGUGCGGUGACCGAUCUGUCUCAUCCGUUUCAUAUACAUGGGUACGCCUUCAGCGUGAUUGGCCAAGGUGAAUCGCCGGAACCUAAUGCAACCUACCUCACCUUAGAUCAGAUUCAAGAAUUGGACAGAAAGGGACUACUUCAUAGGCAGUUCGACAGACCGCCUUCCAAGGACGCCAUCGCUGUGGGACCGGCUACCUACGUCAUCUUAAGAUUCCGUGCUAAUAACCCAGGCUACUGGCUAUUCCACUGUCAUUACACGUUCCACUUAGCGAUCGGCAUGUCUGUUAUCUUCAACGUUGGUGAACCCUCAGAUCUGCCGCCGAUUCCACGAGACUUUCCGGUUUGCGGUAAUCAUCUACCUCCCAUGAAAUUUGCCGGAGACAAUUCGGUCUACUGAUCCUGAAUCAUCGAAACGACAAAUGGUCGUUGACGUCUAGUUGACAUAAAUUGAUCAGCAUUGAGAUGUAAACCUUAGUUGAAUUCUGCGCCUUACGGCUAAACUGCCUGUUGAUGCAGACGUAGAAAAUAUGUCUCAAUGAUCUACAAAAUCUAUAUCUGAAACAUGUUGUUAUAGCAUGGUUUCACUCAUUGUAAUAACGUAGAACAAUAUAACUAUAAAAAUCCCAGCUCGAUCCAGUUAGACCUCAAUUAGGUGACCAUAAAAAUCACUGGGAUACGGAAUAAUUGAAGUUCUUCAGAUUACGCCAUGGAUAUCGUUCGUAUAGUACAACUUCUAAUAACAUAUUCUCUCGUGUACGCAGAGGUCCAUGUGAUAUUUUAAAAUCUUUUACCUCUGUCUCUCAAUUCAUGGUGAAAUUGUGUGUUUUAAAAUCCGUGGUGUGGAAAGCUUUCAUUCAUUUAUUUACAAAUUUUGUACAGUAUCUUGAUGCCUGAACGAAUCG
This is a messenger RNA of Neodiprion fabricii, 2951 nucleotides long. RefSeq names its product laccase-1-like. The coding region runs from base 371 to 2446 and encodes 691 amino acids. The record is from RefSeq and is a predicted model, not a curated record. Gene Ontology annotation, molecular function: oxidoreductase activity; copper ion binding. Gene Ontology annotation, cellular component: plasma membrane. The transcript has 11 exons. NCBI's taxonomy places the organism in Eukaryota, Metazoa, Arthropoda, Insecta, Hymenoptera, Diprionidae. Gene Ontology annotation, biological process: iron ion transport.